AUGCUGAUCCUCGCUCUCACAUCUCCUUUUGCGUCGCAAGGCCCUUUUCUGUCUAUGCCCACAUACUCCCCCACCCCCCUCGCUCGGAUUGGUGUGACGGCAGCUCGGGCGCGAGGGCAGCGCGAAGGCGACCGAGCCGACCGUUGGGCCGCCGCGGUUGGGGGCCGCGCCCCCCUGGCGAUACCCGAGCGGAUGCCCGCCCGUUCCACCGGCGCCCGGCCCAGCCUGUUCCUCUCCGCAGAACCCGAUCCCAGGUCCCGGGGAGGAGAGAGAGGGCGAUGGAUGGGGAAGGGGAGGGAGGGGGCGUGCGACCUCCUGGGGGGAAAGCACCGCCAUCUCCUUGAGGCUAUUCCUCCGGACACUCCUGUCCUGGCGGUGAACCAUCUCGGCGAUAGCUUCUUCCUAAACGGCAUCUUGUCCGAUUCUGCUGCCUAUUCUGCGGCGUCGUCCCUGUGA
Gaeumannomyces tritici R3-111a-1 is the source of this 456-nucleotide messenger RNA. RefSeq lists its product as hypothetical. The coding region runs from base 1 to 456 and encodes 151 amino acids. The record is from RefSeq and is a predicted model, not a curated record. NCBI's taxonomy places the organism in Eukaryota, Fungi, Ascomycota, Sordariomycetes, Magnaporthales, Magnaporthaceae. The transcript is spliced from 2 exons.